AGCGGUCAUGGGACAGAUAGGGCAGCGAGUUUCGACGAGCCGGUGACUUCCUGGCAAGGCUUUCAGACGAUUGGUGGCCUAGUGCUUCUACUAACCAUGAUCGCCCUGGUGGCGCUUUGUGCGCACUCUGCAGUCCAUGUCGGCGAUCCUAUUCCGGCGUGGGUGCUGCAAAUCCAGCACGACCGGGCUGUGGACGUUGGGAUGGCGAGUUGUUCCCCGGGGAUUGGAAUCGCCAACCACAACACCAUCACCAGGCACCGCAAGGGACACUUCGAGACAGACGGUGCGCGCUGGGGAGUUGCUUUGUCCAAGGGCAAGCACGUGUUUGAGAUAGUAUGGCCUAACGUCGCACGUGACGCGACGGCAACGGUGGGUGUGGGGACGGAGGAGGCCCCGCUGUACGUUAAGCCCCGUGAUCCGCUCGUAGGCGGCAACCGGCACUCAUGGGGGUAUGACAUCGCCAGGUGUAAGGCUCUGCACAAGAAAGAGAUCCUGGCCACCUAUCCCGCCACCAAAAGCGUGCCAGACAAGUUUUACCUGUACGUGGACUGUGACAGCGGCAGUAUCGCCCUGGGGACGGACGGCGUGUACUGGGGCGCCAGGGUUCUUUUUCCGAUAAGCGCACUUCCGGUAUAUCCCAUGCUCGGCAUUGUCUGCGAGGGCGCCCACGUCACUAUGACGUACAGGGGGUCAGCCUACGCCGGUGGUCCAUCCGCUGUAAUGUCUGGGAUGCCCUCUGUCGACCUUUACCCACCAGGAAAAGCCGGAUAUCCUCCGCAGAAAGCCGGCUACCAGCCGCCGGGAUCCAGCUUGCACUUCUAGCCACGGAGAGUGUUUUCAGGGCGGUUGCAUUGUGACUUAGAUUCAAAAACAAAACUUCACUUUUGUGAUUUAACAUACUUAAGUAAAGCGAUUUUUUUUAUAAAAAAAUCCUAUUUUUUAAAACAUGAGAACAUUUGUCCUAUUGGGUGUAAUAUUUCCAUGCCAAUUAUAUCAACAGAAUUGUAUCUUCUAUAAUAAAAAGCCAAGCACGGAUA
Messenger RNA from Mya arenaria, 1037 nucleotides. RefSeq names its product protein gustavus-like. Gene Ontology annotation, cellular component: SCF ubiquitin ligase complex. The transcript has 7 exons. Gene Ontology annotation, molecular function: protein binding. The record is from RefSeq and is a predicted model, not a curated record. Bases 97 to 822 code for a protein of 241 amino acids. Lineage: Eukaryota; Metazoa; Mollusca; Bivalvia; Myida; Myidae. Gene Ontology annotation, biological process: proteasome-mediated ubiquitin-dependent protein catabolic process.